GGGGAGAGAGAGAGAGGGUCGGAAGGGAGAGAGAGAUGGAGAUGGAGAAAGAGGGGAGGGAGAACGUAGGGGAGGCGGCGACGGCGGCGGGGGGGCUGGCGGCGGUGGCGGAGGAGGUGGAGGAGGAAGAAGAGGCGGUGGGGUCGAGCUUGACGAUGGAGCGGGUGGCCGCCGCGAAGAAGUUCAUCGAGAACCACUAUAGAAACCAGAUGAAGAACAUCCAGGAGCGGAAAGAACGACGUUGGUUCUUGGAGAGACAAUUGGCUUCUUCACAAGUUUCCAAGGAGGAGCAACUCUGUUUAUUAAAGGAUCUUGAGAGGAAGGAGACAGAGUAUAUGAGACUUAAAAGGCACAAGAUCUGUGUUGAUGAUUUUGAGCUGCUGACCAUAAUCGGGAGAGGAGCUUUUGGGGAGGUCAGACUUUGUCGGGAGAAGUCCUCUGGGAAUAUUUAUGCCAUGAAAAAACUGAAGAAAUCUGAAAUGGUUAGCAGGGGUCAGGUGGAGCAUGUAAGAGCUGAAAGAAACUUGCUUGCUGAAGUUGCUAGCCACUGCAUUGUGAAACUCUACUACUCAUUUCAAGAUGCUGAAUACCUUUACCUAAUUAUGGAAUAUCUUCCUGGAGGGGACAUGAUGACCCUGCUUAUCAGAGAGGAUACCUUAACUGAAAGCGUGGCUAGAUUUUACAUUGCUCAGAGUGUGUUGGCCAUAGAAUCCAUUCAUAAACACAAUUAUAUUCACAGGGACAUAAAACCUGACAAUCUUCUUUUGGACAAAAACGGUCACAUGAAGUUGUCAGACUUUGGCUUGUGUAAGCCAAUUGAUUGUUCAAAGCUUUCAACAUUGAACGAAGAUGAACCCAUGAGUGAUGAAAAUCUUAGGGAGUCGAUGGAUAUUGAUGGAAUUCCGGAUACAAAAAAUGCUAGAAGGUGGAAAAGCCCCCAUGAACAACUGCAGCACUGGCAGAUGAAUCGUAGGACGCUGGCAUUUUCC
Musa acuminata AAA Group (dessert banana) is the source of this 989-nucleotide messenger RNA. RefSeq lists its product as uncharacterized. Gene Ontology annotation, molecular function: protein serine/threonine kinase activity; ATP binding. The record is from RefSeq and is a predicted model, not a curated record. The transcript has 6 exons. Gene Ontology annotation, biological process: intracellular signal transduction; peptidyl-serine phosphorylation. The annotation marks the transcript as partial. NCBI's taxonomy places the organism in Eukaryota, Viridiplantae, Streptophyta, Magnoliopsida, Zingiberales, Musaceae.